AUGACGGACGACAUUACUAGAGACAUGCACAACUUGGAUCUUGAGCAUGAGCCUGCUCCGGAAAAAGUACCUACCCCAAGAGCCGAACUAGAAGCCACCAUCCAAUCAUUAGUAGAACGCGGGAAACGUCUGCACGAUGAAGUAGAGACUUAUGUCGCUGCGGUACUCGAGAAACAAAAAGUAGGCAAGGUUUACAAUCCAGUCGAAUAUCGUAACCUGCGCAAUGACAUGCGUAACGAGCUAGCCUUUCUCAAGAAACUAGUAGGCUCCAACAUGGACGAAGAAAAAGCUAGACACUACAUUGUGUCAUCCAACCUACUCUACUACGAAGCAUUAUGGAGCGCAGCAAAGCGCUCCCAUAGUCUUCAAAGCUUCAGAAAGUACUUCUUCUGGGACCGCCACACGGUUCCAGCCGGAAAACGCACAACCAAAGGCCUGAGUUUAUCCAAGGGCAGCCAGAGCAAGAACAAGACGGCUGCACUUGUUGACAUUGUCGCCGAAGAAGGCAGCGAGUGGAUUCGCGUCUCGACGGUUUCUGAAAAGCGCAUCUUAUUCGAUCUCGCAAAGUUAGGCUGGGUCAACGAUCCAGACUCGGACGACGACGAAGACAUGCUAGAUGCGCGCCCGAUUGGCGACGAUGAAGAUGACGAGGACCAGGUGGACGUGGUGCGAAAUGCUCGUCAACUUGCCCGCGCUGCACGAGCAAAUCCCAUUCGCGGCCGGCCGCCCCAGGUGCGCUUCGUACUCACCAGAGUGGAAGCAGGAAAAUCACCGCCUGUUGAUACCGUUAUCAACAAGAUCCGCGCUACGGGCGCCAUUGUGCAAUGCGGCGACGCCAUUCCGCCCGCGCCCUCGAUAGAAGCGGUUCUGCCCCAGCUUCUCAUUGACCGGUCGCGUGCUCUAAGCAACACGCUGAACAUUGACUGUACCAUCUUACUCGCUCUCAUAUCAGACAUAUCGCACAAGCCCUGCCCGAUUCUCGACUGGUACCCCGGCGAGGUGCGCGCGCAGAUUGAAGAGGAAGCCGAAGAGCACUUGCUGCCCACGCAUUUAUACCCAGCUAUCCAAGCACACCCAAUGGUGUGCACGCGCGAAGCAGCCGACCAAAUGAACCUAAUUGUGCAGACUCUGGCGACGGACACGGAGAAACUAAGGGCCGACCUGCUGCUCGGCCAGGGAGACUGGGCAGCGCGGUCUAUGGAAGAGCUGGUUGCGGAAUGGGCAAGUAUAUCCGACUACGCCCCUCCAUCUGGUUUCUCCCUUCCCAUAACCGUGCAAUCCUUCGACCCCUCGACCAUGACCUCUACGCUUCCCGCUGUGGCAUCCACCAUCGCACACGAACUAGGUCCCCUUAACACAUCUAUUUUCCUCUACGGCUGGGCAAACAAUAUCACCACGCUAAGCGCCAACCGUGGACGAGCCCGCCAGAUAGAAUCCAUUAUCAACGAGCAUGGACUGAAGGACGGUGAGACCGGGUCUCACAUCUGGCUUUGUGGUGAGUCGCGCAGUUUGAUUGCCAAGCAUGGGCGUCGAAAGUAA
Exserohilum turcica Et28A is the source of this 1539-nucleotide messenger RNA. RefSeq lists its product as uncharacterized. The record is from RefSeq and is a predicted model, not a curated record. NCBI's taxonomy places the organism in Eukaryota, Fungi, Ascomycota, Dothideomycetes, Pleosporales, Pleosporaceae. Bases 1 to 1539 code for a protein of 512 amino acids. The transcript has 3 exons.